Nycticebus coucang (slow loris) is the source of this 3211-nucleotide messenger RNA. RefSeq names its product zinc finger protein 70 (gene ZNF70). Lineage: Eukaryota; Metazoa; Chordata; Mammalia; Primates; Lorisidae. The transcript is spliced from 2 exons. Gene Ontology annotation, cellular component: nucleus. The record is from RefSeq and is a predicted model, not a curated record. Bases 547 to 1890 code for a protein of 447 amino acids.
UCCCCUUCUCUUGAAGACCCCAGAAGCCUCGGUGGCCACUGGCUCGCACCCAACCCCAGGGCAGGUGCAGCGAACGCCUGCAGCGCAAGGCCAGCCGGUCCCUCCCGGCCUCAGUUUCCUCCUUUGGACUCCCGCCAGCGCUUGCCCAACUCUAUAUUCCUUACGGCCAGGACGCGCUGUGGGGAUGGCCGGAGCCCUCUUGCCGACCGAAGAGACUGCCGCUCUGAGUCCUAACGCCGUAAGGCCGCACUGCUAACCGUGGCAACACCUGGCACCAGGGGACCACCGAGACGUCGGGACCUCCGCGCGGCCUAGAGUGGUCCCGGAAGUGCCCGCGGGCCGGGGGCGGGGCUCGGGGCGCUCCGGCGGCCGCGAUCUCCGCGUCAGCAGCUGCAGCAGAGCGAGGCGGCGUCGGCGGCGUCGGCCGCGGGUUGGAGCAGUUCAGGUGUGGCCCCGCCCCGCCCCAGAUUCUGAGAACAGUAAAUACAGUCCAAAGAGGAGCAUUUUUGAAGAAAUACAGUCAUUGGGGGUGAUAUAAGAUUCACAAUGGAGGUUCCCCCAGCCACCAAGUUUGGUGAGACCUUUGUGUUUGAGGACAGGUUAGAGACGCAGCAAGAACUUUUUCCUGGGGUGGACCUGGGGGACCCUUUUCUUCCAGAAAGAGGUUUGGAGCAAAUGGCUGUUAUCUACAAAGAGAUCCCUCUUGGGGAGCAAGAUGAGGACCGUGACGAUUAUGAGGGGAAUUUCAGUCUGUGCUCAAGCCCUGUUCAGCAUCAAAGUAUCCCCCUAGGAACCGGGUCCCAGGACGAUGAGCUGUUUAGCCAAACCUUCCUCCAGAAAUCCGACCUCGGUGUGUGUCAGAUAAUGCACCGUGGAGGAGAGUCCAGUCCACGCAGUUGCGUGGAAGCAGACGGGGGGGACUCGGGACCGACCGCCACUCGCCGCUCGCCGCAGCCGGCCAAGCCGUACGCGUGUCGGGAGUGCGGGAAGGCGUUCAGCCAGAGCUCGCACCUGCUGCGGCACUUGGUAAUUCACACCGGGGAGAAGCCGUACGAGUGCUGCGAGUGCGGGAAGGCGUUCAGCCAGAGCUCGCACCUGCUCCGACAUCAGGUCAUCCACACGGGGGAGAAGCCGUACGAGUGCCGGGAGUGCGGGAAGGCCUUCCGCCAGAGCUCCGCCCUGGCGCAGCACCAGAAGAUCCACACCGGGAAAAGGCCCUACGAGUGCCGGGAGUGCGGGAAGGACUUCAGCCGCAGCUCCAGUCUCCGCAAACACGAGCGCAUUCACACGGGAGAGAGACCCUACCAGUGCAAGGAAUGUGGGAAGUCCUUCAACCAGAGUUCAGGCCUGAGCCAGCAUCGGAAAAUCCACACCCUGAAGAAGCCUCACGAGUGUGAGCUCUGCGGGAAGGCCUUUUGUCACCGGUCACACCUCAUCCGCCACCAGCGCAUCCACACGGGCAAGAAGCCGUACCAGUGCGACGAGUGCGGCAAGGCCUUCAGCCAGAGCUCCAACCUCAUCGAGCACAGGAAGACCCACACGGGCGAGAAGCCCUACAAGUGCCACAAGUGCGGCAAGGCCUUCAGCCAGAGCUCGUCGCUCAUCGAGCACCAGCGCAUCCACACGGGGGAGAAGCCGUACGAGUGCUGCCAGUGCGGCAAGGCCUUCUGCCACAGCUCGGCGCUCAUCCAGCACCAGCGCAUCCACACGGGCCGCAAGCCCUACGCCUGCGAGUGCGGCAAGGCCUUCCGCCACCGCUCGGCGCUCAUCGAGCACUACAAGACUCACACCCGGGAGAAGCCCUACGAGUGCAACCUGUGCGGGAAGGCCUUCCGGGGCAGCUCGCACCUGAUUCGGCACCAGAAGACCCACGCCGGGGGCAAACUGUAGAGCGAGGGCCCCGGGCCAAAGCGUGAAAGACUUUGCCGGACAGAGCUGCUUUGCUAAGAUGACGACGCCACGUGGAAUCCCUUUGGCGCCAGCGCUCCCGAGGGUCCCCACUAACGGGGAGCGCCCCCAGCUGGCGCCCGGCGCAGGCUCCAGCUCUCCGCAGGGAACUGCGCGCAGUGGAGGGCGGGGCAACAGGGCGGCCAUGGCGCAGAGCUGGCCUUCAGCCUUCUCGUUCUCCCGGUUGACUCCUGAGCCGACGAGACUUGAUUCUGCCCUCUCUUUGCUUUUCCCAGAAUCCAGAAGAAGAAUAUAUAUGUCAAGAGGGAGAAGGCUGAGUUAAACCCAGGAAAAUGUCAGAUUCACGCCUUGUAUCAGGCUGCAGUCUGGCGCUUUUCGAAGACAGAAACCACGUUCACGGUCUGCGUCAGCAGAAGAAAAAUGAAUUCGAAAAUAGAUAUGUCAGCAGCAAAGAGGGAUUUUCUGCCUGGGUUGGGCCUUGGUGGAGCCACCAAAUAGGUCAACAGAGCAAAGGGGGAUCUGGAAGCGUGUCUUGGGAUGGGGAUGAGAUGGUGAGCCCCCUGGGUGUGUUCUCUUAGCCCCUUCUUAGCGUGAGGACUGGCCCUGUCAGAGGGCUCUCUCGCAGGAUGGUAGAGGCACUGGGCUGACUGCUUCCAGGAAAACCCUUCCCUGAGACCGGGUGCCCCCAAGAUCACAGUGUGCCUUGGGCAUCAGCAAGGCCCACCUCUCGUCUGGUCUGGCGGUGAGGUAGCCUCAUCUCCCAUGUCAGGGGACUCGGGAAGCAGGGAGGUUUGGUGGAGAAGGCCAUGGUCCAAUCAGAGGUCUGGGUUCAAAUCCCAGUACCACCCCUGUCUACCUGUGUGACCUUGGGCAGGUCCUGUAACCUCCCCAGGCUCCAUUUCCCCACCUGUGAGGUGAGGUAAUGAGACUUGGCCACUACCUCUGAGGUUGGGAUGAGGCGCCCAUUUAGAAUGAGGCCAUGUGAGAAAGAGUCUUGGUUGGCAACUAAGGACAGAGACCUAAAAGUACCCCAACCCUGCCCAGAGGUGUAGACUGGAAGGGUGUCUUCUCUCUGGGUCCUGAAACAGGGCUUGCAGCAGGCCCUUCUUAGACAAGGCUCGCCCUCCAUCCCUCCUUCCCUCCAGCUUGCACCUGGGCUGCACCGGCCCCACUGAUGUGGCAUCCCACACAGGGAUGCUUCCUCCCAGAUGCCAUCCUGCACCUCCUGCUGUGGCAGUGUCAUUCUGCCUCUCCUGCCAGCUGGAGCUCACCUGGUGGUUAUUUAAGCAGUGCCAUUUCCUGU